AUGGAGGAGGACUUAGAAGUGUUCCAGGAACAAGCUGUGACUAAAGCUUCUCUAUGUGAAGCUGAACUUCAGGAAUUAGUGCAUCAAAUUGACAUCAUGGUAAAUAGAAAGCAAGUAGAAUGGGAAGGAAAGAUGAGAGCUUUGGAAGCAAAGAUGGAUAUCCAGGAUCAAGAAUUAGCAAGUGCCCAAAGCAAACUGGAUCAAAAAGGUCAAGAGGUGGGACUACUUCAACAAGAAUUGGAAAACUUACAGAAAACUAAAAAUGAAAUGGCUCAGAGUUAUGAAACUCAGCUUCAAGCACUGAAAUCUCAAUUUUCAAAGUUGAUACAUAGCUAUGAAAAGCUACAGUCAUACCAGCUCAAACAAAAAAAGCUCGAAAGUAGAGAAAAAUGUGAGGAAAAUCUGGAGGCAUCAUCUAACCCAAGGAAUUUAUAUGUGAAACUGGAGGGAUUUAAGGCAAAAUCACAAGAAUGGGAGAAGAACAGGACAACCUGUGUAAAUAACCCUGUUUAUGGAGAUAUGCAACAAAAAUUAUUGCCUGAGAAAUGUAAUUUAUUUCAGAGGCAGAGCCAGAAUUAUCAACUCCAAAUAUGCAAUAAGAAACAAGACCAGGAAGAGCUAAUUACCUAUACCCAGCCCAAAAGUGAAAAUGAUGAUUUGAUUAUUGAAAAGCUAAAGGCAAUUGUGAAUGAAAUAGCAAGAAACAAGAAUAAACUGGUAGAGGAAAAUGUGAAACUCCGCGAGGAUCUAAAAAUUUACCAAAAUCAAUGCCAGAACAUGGAGGCAGAUAUCUCAGACAUGAGAAAUGAGCUUCAAUCAAGGGAUGGUCUCUGGAGAAGGAUACAACUGGAAUGUCAAAAGUUGUAUACAGAAUUAUUGAAAAUCAAGGAGUACAAAGAUAUACAGGAAAUUCAAAUAAAGCAUCAAUCAUCUCAUGUUCAGCUUACUGAGCAACUAGAAAAUAAAACCCCUGAGUUAUUGCUAUUUGCAGAAAGUCAAGAAUGCCAAGAAGAAGAGCUGAACAAGAUAAGAAACCAUGUUUAUCGAGAGGAGCAGUCCCAUUGCUCUGAGCAGGAAAGAAUGAAGACAGAAAUCUCUGACCUGACAGAGGAGCUUCAUCAGAAGGAGAUCACUAUAGCAACUAUCAUGGAGAAAGCUACUCUUCUGGAAAGACAGUUAAAAAUGGAAUUAGAGACAAAACAUAAAUUGUUAACAAAACAGCAGUUGUUGGAAUUCCAUUACCAAGUUAUCAAAUCUGAAAACACACAUCUAAAAGAAAUGAUGGAAAACCAGGAAUGUGAAAGUUGCAUGUGUAUAGAUUUAUGUAACAAAGAACAUGGAAAUUUCACAGCUUCUGUUCACAAAAUGAAGCAUGAGAAUUUAAGACUACAAAAUAGCCUUGUUAAACCACAAAAUGACACAGGAACAUCUAUACUGAGUUGCAUGGAUGCAUGCAGAGAAACAGAGCACAGCUGCCAAACCCAUUCAAAGAUGCAAGAAAAGGAAGAGAGAGGCCAUGAAAAGAAAAUAGAUUCUAAAUCUCCCUUACCACCAGUGGGGUAUCCUUUGGGCCUUCCUGGGCCAUUUCCUGAAGUGACCAGAACAGGCAGCUUUCAGAGCCCUGCUGCGGAAGAAAUCAAAUUAUCGGAGCCCUAUACAUCAGGAAGCCUCUCUCACUCAAGAAGGAUGUCUCCCCCUGAGAUGUCUUUCCUUGCAACAGCAGAAAAGUUCCUUCAAGAGGAAGAGAAACACGCCAGAGAAUUUGAAGAACGUUUAAAUUCACACCUUGAAGAGCUGCAAAGAUAUUCUGAAAAUACUCUAAAAAAAUAUGCCAGGAUGCAGCAAAGCAGGCAUACUUAA
This is a messenger RNA of Melozone crissalis (California towhee), 1860 nucleotides long. RefSeq names its product deuterosome assembly protein 1 (gene DEUP1). Lineage: Eukaryota; Metazoa; Chordata; Aves; Passeriformes; Passerellidae. The record is from RefSeq and is a predicted model, not a curated record. Bases 1 to 1860 code for a protein of 619 amino acids. Gene Ontology annotation, biological process: de novo centriole assembly involved in multi-ciliated epithelial cell differentiation; centriole replication. The transcript has 14 exons. Gene Ontology annotation, cellular component: deuterosome; centriole.